Linum trigynum is the source of this 7633-nucleotide messenger RNA. The record is from the annotation of a GenBank genome assembly. Lineage: Eukaryota; Viridiplantae; Streptophyta; Magnoliopsida; Malpighiales; Linaceae.
CACACUACAUCAGAAGCUAGAAUGCACAUGAAAAAAGUUCUCAAAACAUUUUUACAAAAAGGUGUGGAUCAUUGGCCAAAAUCCCGAGUAGUCGUCCAAGCACAAAAUAGUUGAAGACCAUACCUCAUCUUGCCUUCAACUCUUCCUCGGCUCCCCUAUACACCUAUCUACUACUGAUGAUGAUGAUCUACUUACACAUGGCAUAUGUAGAGAAAAAAGGAUAAAAUAGGGUCAGCUCAUGGCUGAGUGAGACAAUCAUUGCAUUGUGAGUUCAUAACAAAACAUACCCCUACCAUUCAUCUAGCAAUUAAGCCAAAACACUAGGAUCGGACCUUAGUCAUCUUCAUAUCCCAAUGGGCAAAAGACUCAACCACCUUGACUUAUGCAUAUGCGUCUUAUCAUGUUUUACUUACUCCCAUGCUAAUAACUGUCCCUGGAAACAUACCCCACAUCCCGUCGGAUGUGGUCAUACAUACCCCACACCACUAUGGGUGUAGUCAUACCCCGACACCGCUCUGGGUGGGGUCAUAUCUCGUAAGUAAUCUUCAGUCACCACCACAUGAGUGGUGUGAGUAUCUUACAUAUCAUAAUAGAGUAAUAUCAUAGGGAGCCUAAUUACUAUGUAAUUGACCGUGAGACCACAACACUCAUAUUUGGUAUCCUUAUACAUGAUUCAUAUAUCAUCUUGCUUAAUCAUAAUUCGUUACUUGCACAUGUACUUGACCUGGCCAUAAUUGGCUCAACAUAGGCAAACCAGGAGUCGUAUAGUUGCACUUCCUCGGGAUAAACCCUCGUGCAAGUCAUCCUCCUCAAAACAUCACAAUAUCACCAUGGGAAGUUUAUUUUCCCCACUUGUGAAUCCAAAUACAACCACAAUAUCACAUCAUGUCAAAACACCUUAUCGAUCAACCAUGAAGUAAUAUCAACAGUUAAGCCACAAAUAGCAACAUGUGUGCAAUCAUCAACAUAAACAAAGUCCAUAUCGAUUAGGGCAAGUCAAUAAUAUCAUACAACACCUAAUGGUUCAUCAUAUAGCAUAAAAGUCCAUACGACGAACCCGGUAUGUCGUGCUAAUCCCUCACUAGUUCUGGUCGUUCAAACUAGUUCUAAUCGUGAUAAUCCCUCAAUUCUAAGCAUCAAUAUAACACCGGUUUUAGCCUCCCAAACUAAACUUCACUUUUCUCAAACAAACUCGGAAUCAAAAUCCGAGAUUGUCCUAAUAUCCCGGGCAGUGUCCCCGUCAAAGUUAAUACUAGGUUCCGGCUCAAAUUCCCGAUAAAAACACAUCAAACCCUAGCCGGAUCAAAAUUUAGCGAUUCCGACUUCGACCUAAAUAAUUGCCGAAAUUCAUGAACUGCAGGAAGGUCGUAUAUGAAAUCUAGGCUGAAUCCGACUUUCGGAUACUCCAAAACCCUAAUUUGGUUUAUCAAAAAUUCAAGAAAUUUCUAAUUCAAAAACUCAUUUUAAUGCUCUAAAUCAAUAAACUACGAUGUAUAAAUGGAUUAGGCGUUACUUACGAGAUUUUUGGAUCACUAGAGCUCAAGAAUCAAGCUUUGGAAAAUUCUACUCCGCGUCCCCUGAACUCUCCGCUCGCUCUGUUGCUCUCGGUCCGAAAAUGGGAAAAGGAAUGAAAUGGGACGGAGAGAUUGUGAUCAAUUAUAUAUAUGCGAGCCAUUAGAGGAAAAGGAAUGAAAUGUGAAAGACAUUACACCUUCUCUUGUUAAUAAAACUAGGACGGAAGUUCGCGCUUCGCGGCGGAGUUAUUGAUUUCUUGUUAUAAAGUGAACCUAGAUACUGAAAUAAUAUGUUACUUAGUGCCCGGUAAUUGAAAUUAAGGUACAAUGAAGAAAAAAACUUAAGAAUAGAAUGUUGAGUCGUAGUUCGAUUAUUGUAGAUCAAGAAAUAAAAAUUAUCCCCUCAUGUAUUUUGUUGGUGAAGCUUUUCCUCUCUUUUGUUCUUACUUUUGGUUUAGUAGACUCGCAGAGAAAGGAGGAGAUUGGCAUAUGUGUGAGAGAGAGAGUGUUGAGUGGUGGAAAGAGAUGAGGAAAUUAAAUGAAAAUUAAAAUAAAUCUAAACUAACCUAAAUGAGUUCACAUAAUUACUCCUAAAAACAGACAAAAAAAACUCCUAUCUUGGGUUAACUACAAAAAGAUCACUUCUUGUGAUGUGACUCUGCGAAACAAUGUUUUAGAACUCUUUCUAAUUAGUUUGACAAAGCGGGGUGAGUUUCUUACAAAAAGAUCCACACGUGCCCCAAUCUAUUGAUCACAAAAGCGUGUACAACUCGUCCACGAUCCAAAAUUCGUCAACACCGGAUUCAACUCGAUAGAGCGGAGAAAAUUUGUAAUAAAAUCUACACUCAACCCAACUCAUUAAUUACAAAAGUUAGUAAAAUUUAUCCCCAACCCAAAAUGCGGCAACACCUGUAUCGGGUCAAAUUAGGUUGAACAAACAUGAAUUUGGGUUCAAUUAAAUUGUCAUAAGACGUGGGUUCGAUUUGGGUUCAAUCCCAAAGCAACCCAAGUUUUGUGAAAACUGGAUUCAACUUCCUCUGUCCGGAUUGAUAAAGUGGAGUGAGUUUUUAACAAAAUCCACAUGCAACCCAAUUUGUUGAUUACAAAAGCGAUAAAACUCGUCCCUUACCCAAAAUUCGUCAAUACUGGAUUCAACUCGAUAAAGCGAGCCGAGUUUGUAACAAAAUCCACAACCGACCCAAUUUGUUAACUUGUUAAUUACAAAAGCGGGCAAAAUUUGUUCUCGAUCCAAAACUCGACAAAAUCGGUACCGGGUAAAAUUAGUUUGAACACACAUGAAUUUGGGUUCAACUAUCAUAAGAGGCGGGUUCAAUCCCAAAGCGACCCAAAAAUUGUGAACACACAUGAAUUAGCUUGAACUCACAUGCAUUUCUCUGACCAGUGUGAUACAGCGGGCGAGUUUCUAACAAAAUCCACACGGGACCCAAUUUGUCGAUUACAAAAGCGGGUAAAAUGUGUUUUCGACCCAAUUCGAUGAUUACAAAUGUAGAUAAAAUUCAUUCACGCCUCCAAAAGUGUAAAGGAUAAAACUCGUUCUCGACACAAAAUGCGUCAACACUGAGGUUAACUGAUAGACCGUCAUUUACACAUGUUUUUACCCCCAUUCUUACACCGUUUGAGGUGUUGAUUCUCGUGUUUUAGGCCGAUUUCACGGUAGGUUGUGCUUGUUUGUGAUAUUUCAGGUCCUAGGACGUGAAUGAAGGCUUAGGAGCGAGUCUGGGGUCGAUUGGACGAGGAUCGGACGCAUGGCGAGGUUCUGAGGAAGUCGCACGGGCACACCCACAACCCGCACGGCCGUGCAAGUGACCAGUUUGGCCGUGCGGGAUCGUGCGUGGGCACGCACGGGAUUGUGCGUGGGCACGCACGGGAUUGUGCGUGGGCACGCACGGCCGUGCAAGUGACCAGUUUGGCCGUGCGGGAUUGUGCGUGGGCACGCACGGGCACAAGUGAAAUCCGCACGGCCGUGCAACAUACAAUUCUGGCCGUGCGAGUUGGCUGAGGUUCAACUAAUUGAUACGCCGCGUUUUGAGGUGCAUGGCCAGAAUGGUGAUGUGCACGGCCGUGCACCCUGGCCGUGCGAGUCGGGAAUGGCUGUUUUUAACCCAAAUUCGAGCCAAAGGAGAGGAGAGCUGGGUUUUGGAUCCCAAACACCCAAGGGACGAACCCUAGAGAGAGAGAGCGACUUGGAAACAUUCUUGGAGCUAUUUUGGAGGAUUUCUUCGCCAUUGGAGCUCGGGAAUCAAGCUUGGAGAUGGAGAUUGAAGAUCUAGAUCAGAUUUCUGCAGUCUCUCUCUUCUCUAUGGAGUAACUUCCCUUCACUUAGGUUUUGAGGAACCCUAGUUCCAUGAGUUAGGAUCUUUCUUGUAUGAAGUUUUGGAUGCUAUAUUGUUUGAUUAUAAUCGAAUGAUGCAUGUUUAUUGAGUCAAUUGAAGUCUGAUCAACUUUUCCUGAUUUCUGCUGCAACCUGAGAUAGAUAGAAUCUGAUUAGGUUGCUAGAGUCUCAUCAUUCGGUAGUAGGAGAUUGGCUAUACGAGAGUUAGCCAGUUUACUGCUUUGUACUGGAAUCCAAUUCCAGUAGUGGAGUUCUGUGCUUAUUGCUUCAGCUUUCUAUCCCGGUGAAGACUAGUCGUCUGCCGGAUAGUUAGACUGAGAGGGCUUGGUCAGCUUAAGAGAUUCCAAGCUACUGUCGGAUCUUCCGCAGUUUAAUCAACAGUAAAUCAACCAAAAUGAAUUACAACUUGGACCUAAUUGAGGAGCUAGGGGGAAUCAUACCUAAGUGAGUUCCCAAACUGUAAUUAGUAGUUUUACUUAGUUUAGUUAGUAGAGUAGUUUAGUUAAUCAAUCCUUAAUCUAGUUUGCUAGAUAAUGAACUGAAGCUGAGUAAUAGUAACUCUAGAGACCCGUGGAUUCGAUAUUUAUUACUUGUGCCACUAUACUGCAGUCCCUUUCAUUGGUUACACUUGGCCAUUGUUAGGUGUUGUGUUAUAGAGCAUCAAGUUUUUGGCGCCGUUGCCGGGGACUUUCUAGAUUAUUAGGAAAGGCAGAAGUUUGUUACUUUAGCUUUUUUUCUUUGCUUUUCCACCCUUUCUUUUCACUUGGGUGUUUUUUGUUUUUGUUGGUGCAGAUCUGAAUCAUGGAUCCUCAUGGCUUCUCCAACCAUUGGGGGUAUCCACCACCAUCCGAGUGGUAUUACCCCGAGACCCCCUGGAGCAAUCAAGGAGGAGAAGACUAUGGAUUCGGGUUUCAGUACCAACCCCCAUCCUACGAAGAACAAUCAGACCCCUGGGUAUUUCAAGAACAAUCUCCUUAUCAAGAAGAAUUCCUCCAUCAGCCAGAUCCAAACUAUCACUUGAGGCUUCUCGUGGACCAGAUUGCUCGAGUACCUGAGACAUCCUUUCCAAAGAUGGAUAUCCCAGACAAUGCCCAAACUGGGUUCUCCUACCGUGAAACAGAGGAGACCCUCCUGAGCAUAAAGAAGAGCCUCCAGGAUCUUGAGAAAGCUUAUGCACAACCUGCUCAAGAUCACCCUUCUGCUAUCAUACUAGAAGAGGAGGAGGAAGACGAAGGCUACAAGGAUAUUGUGGAGCAGACAGAAGUUUUCACGAAAAGCUCUCGUGAUGAUCAUGAUCAGGAAUUUCCUGCCGUAGCCGACCACACCUUCCCACAUCCCAAACUGAGCUUUGAAGAGGCGGGCAUGAGUGAGGAGAUGCAAGAAAAUCUCAUGAAAGAAAUUGCUUGGCAACUUGCUCUCCAAUCCGUGCUAGAAGAAGAAGAGCGAGAAAGGGUGCAGAAAGAAGUUGUGGAGGAUGAAGAAAGUGAAGCAGGAGGAGUUCUUGAUCUUUUCCCAGGGGUGAUACCACAUGAAGAAGAAAGGGAGGUUGAAGAAGCAAUUGGCGUCCAGGCUGAGGACGGAGUUAAGGUGGAAGAGGCCUGCACCGGCCAUGAGUUACAUGUGAUAUCUCCACCAAACUUCGAGGAGCUGCUUGGCAAGGACCCAUUUGCAGUGUCUCUUUGCCAGACCAAGGCCACAUCGACAUCGGUCCCUCUUGGUGGACGCGAUGGUGGCCAAUCGAUGCUGUCAUAUCUGGUUUGGGGCAAUGAGACGAGAGAAGAGAAGAAGAGGUCUCUAGGGUGGAGACUUCAUCUGCAUCAAGUACAUGAGCCUUCCUCACCUGCCACACCACAUGCUCGUGACUUGAGACUCCACCUCAUCGACGAGAACCUCAACUUCAAGGAGGUUCUAGCAUGGACCGAAACUUAGGAGCCAUCGUCCGGCUCACGACGUGAAAGAAGCGCUUGUUGGGAGGCAACCCAACCAGUCGGUUUGCAUUUCUUUCUCUAUUUAUCCUCGGUUGAGUCAUUUUUGUUAUUUGAUUUUAGAGUCAAUAACUCAACCUUUGUGAGAUUUUGUGUGGUGUUUGUGUUCUGAUUACUCUCUCUUUCUGGGAUGCACCGCCUGACCCGUUCAUCAUCAUUCACCCUUGAUCUGGUAACUUCGUUCUACCCUCCUUAUCUUUCCUCCAUUGAGGACAAUGUCGUGCUUAAGUGUGGGGGGGUGUUCGAUUAUUUAUGCGGGUGAAUGUUUGGUUGUUUGUGUGCUUGGAGCCUAGUCCACUGUCCAAAUUUUGAAUUUGAGGGCUCCAAGUACGUGUUCCUUGCAAUUGCCUGCUCAGUAUGCUUUGAAUUGACAGUCUUUAUAGUAAUAUGCAACCUAGGGAGGUAGUGUAGCACUAUGGAGGAUGUUGAUGCAUUUAAGAAGUCUCAUUGCUUCUUCAUAUUGUGUUGGUUGAUUGAGUGAAUUAGUGAUCUUAGGACCCUUGAAUUGUGUGGUGUUGUGGAUUCUCUACCUGUCAUGGACUCUUGUAUCAUGUUUUGAGUUUAACAGGUGCUCGAAAAUGUGCUUCAAAAUAACGUCUCCCGUGCGAAUAGGGCGAAAGUGUGUAAGGGGAGACGGGAAUUCGUUCCCAAUUUCCACCUACUACCUCCAGCCCCCUUACAUGUCUUUCCCCCGCACGAGGCUCGAGACAUCCGCUCCUGGCAUGGCCGGUAAGAGCAGGUUGGGACCCUUGAAAAAAAAAAAAAACAGAAAACAUGCAAAACAGAAAAGAAAAGGGGUUCCAACCAUCUUCAAGAAGAAAAUAGAGCACCUUGAAAAAUGUGAGUCCAUGAUCUUUUGUUUUUGAGAAUCUCUUCAUCCACAAUUCAUUUGUCCUCUGUUCACUAUUUGCCAUGAUGCCGACUCGAUACUAGUGCUCUCGCCGAAGAAGCUAUGAGAUGACUUGUGUUUCGGUUGACCUCGUAAGUUGCUAAAUGAUCUAGGAAGUCCUCUACCUACGAUCUGUGGUGUUUGUUGCUAUAGAGGUCUGGAGAGUUGCAUUGGUUUGAGUUAGGUUUGCUUGGGGACAAGCAAACGGUUAAGUGUGGGGGAGUUUGAUAGACCGUCAUUUACACAUGUUUUUACCCCCAUUCUUACACCGUUUGAAGUGUUGAUUCUCGUGUUUUAGGCCGAUUUCACGGUAGGUUGUGCUUGUUUGUGAUAUUUCAGGUCCUAGGACGUGAAUGAAGGCUUAGGAGCGAGUCUGGGGUCGAUUGGACGAGGAUCGGACGCAUGGCGAGGUUCUGAGGAAGUCGCACGGGCACACCCACAACCCGCACGGCCGUGCAAGUGACCAGUUUGGCCGUGCGGGAUCGUGCGUGGGCACGCACGGGAUUGUGCGUGGCCACGCACGGCCAUGCAAGUGACCAGUUUGGCCGUGCGGGAUUGUGCGUGGGCACGCACGGGCACAAGUGAAAUCCGCACGGCCGUGCAACUUACAAUUUUGGCCGUGCGAGUUGGCUGAGGUUCAACUAAUUGAUACGCCGCGUUUUGAGGUGCACGGCCAGAAUGGUGAUGUGCACGGCCGUGCACCCUGGCCGUGCGAGUCGGGAAUGGCUGUUUUUAACCCAAAUUCGAGCCAAAGGAGAGGAGAGCUGGGUUUUGGAUCCCAAACACCCAAGGGACGAACCCUAGAGAGAGAGAGCGACUUGGAAACAUUCUUGGAGCUAUUUUGGAGGAUUUCUUCGCCAUUGGAGCUCGGGAAUCAAGCUUGGAGAUGGAG